Molecule: messenger RNA, 3031 nt
Organism: Heterotrigona itama
Lineage: Eukaryota; Metazoa; Arthropoda; Insecta; Hymenoptera; Apidae
Source: the annotation of a GenBank genome assembly
UAUAAAAAUGAAAAAUAAUAUUAACUCGUCAGAGUUCUAUCAGAGUUUGAGAUCUAUCAAUACCAAAAAAGCUUUAUAAUUCACCUUUCAAUUUCAAUUCUUCGGAAUCGUUGCACGUAAUUGCCACCAUUUUUCCAAUUCGUUGCAAGCGUCGAUACCUGUUAAUCGUGAUUUCUACACCUUUUUCCCGAUAAUAAAUGAGACUAGUGAUAAUGAUGGACAGAUAAUGGCGAGUACGAUAUAUGGGCAACCCUCGCUGUAACCGCGAUCAUUCAGUUUCACUCGAUCGUCUUUGCUUUAUUCGAAAUAUGUGGUUUACCAGUGUUGGCCAGUUCGAAUAUUGAUAAACGGUGUUCACUCUCCGCGUUAAGAAUCUCGAAUUGUCGGAUCGAAGAGAGGAAGGAAAGAAUCGGAGAGGACAGGAGUAAAGCAUUUCGCUUCGGUGUUGGUGGUUACGUUCCUUUUCAACGUUAAUCCCAAAGAAAUGGAAAGCACGGCAAUGAUUAAUGGCACACCCAUCCACCAGGAGAGCAGGAAACUGUGGCAGUACCUCGCCUCUAUUUCCGCAUGUAUAUUGGUGGCCGGAGUGGGCACAGCCCUAGCAUGGACCUCGACCGUGCUUCCUCAGUUGGCUGCAGCUAAUUCAUGGCUAUUUAUCACGGAGGAACAAGGUUCCUGGAUCAGUUCUCUGCUCGCGGUCGGCGCCAUUGUCGGUGCACUGGGUUCAGGAUCGAUGGCCGACAAAAUGGGACGAAAGAAGUCGCUUCUUCUGUUGUCUGUUCCAUUCUUGGCCUCCUGGGGUCUCAUCCUCGUCGCGAAAAACGUAAGGCUCCUCUACAUUGCCAGAUUUGUGGUUGGUGCUGGCGUUGGAGCGGGCUGCGUCCUCGGGCCCACGUACAUCUCUGAAAUUGCUGAAGUCUCGACCAAAGGAACGCUGGGUGCUCUCUUCCAGCUGUUCCUCACCGUUGGAAUUUUCGUCGCCUUUAUCCUCGGCAGCGUUCUUAAUUACACCAUGUUCGCCCUUGUCUGCGCUCUUAUCAUCGUUCUCUUUUUGAUCACUUUCUACUGGAUGCCAGAAUCUCCUGUCUGGCUGGUGAGUCAAAACAGACGGCAGGAUGCCUUGGCGGCGUUGUCGGUCCUCAGAGGAGAGAAUUACGAUGCAAAGCAGGAAAUGAACGAGAUGCAAAAGGCAGCAGAGGCAAGCGCCGGUAGGAAGCCUAGCAUCAUUGAAACGGCGAAAGAUCCGGUUAACAAGAAGGCGAUGGUUGCCUCUUUUGGUAUGAUGUUCUUUCAGCAAGCUUCCGGUGUAAAUGCCGUGAUCUUCUACACGGUGAUGAUAUUCAAGGCAUCUGGAAGCUCGAUACCGCCUGAAUUAGCAUCCAUUCUCGUCGCGUUGGUUCAGUUGGUGAUGUCAGGUGUCGCGGCACUGAUUGUGGAUCGAGCCGGAAGAAGACCGCUGCUUAUGAUUUCUACCAGCGUUAUGUCAGUCAGUUUGAUCGCGCUUGGAUACUACUUCCACCAGAAAGACGGCGGAAAUGACGUCAGCUCGCUAGGCUGGCUACCGCUCGUUUCCCUGAUCGUUUUCAUGAUCGCCUUCUCCAUUGGAUUGGGCCCAAUACCGUGGAUGCUGAUGGGCGAGCUGUUCUCUGCAGAAACGAAGGCCGUUGCCUCCAGCGUCGCGGUCAUGUUAAAUUGGGGGCUGGUCUUCGUGGUAACUAAAAUGUUCCCGACGAUGAACGAAGAGUUAGGCUCCGACAUGACGUUCUGGAGCUUCGCCGUGGUUAUGGCUACCGCCACAGCUUUCACGUACAUGAUAGUCCCGGAAACUAAAGGGAAAACCUAUCAAGAAAUUCACGACGAACUUCAAGGUGGCACCGGCGAAACUUCACCGCUCAAAUCUGUCCCCUGAGAGCGAUAUCAAUUAUUACUUUAACCUCUUAGAGAGAAAACAUUUCCUACCUUUUUCUACAUUCCAGUGCAUUCAAGCCAUCCUCUCGUCUUUCUUUAAAUGUCAAUCGAACGACAUUAUCGCAUUGUCAUCGAUCGCGGACGACCGUGGCCUAUCAUUCUUUUAAAUAUGUGCGACAUCUCGAUUCAUUUGACAAGUCUAAUUAUUUUUACCGAUCAAACAGCCACGUUGGUGUUUGACGCAUUCGAGAAAUGGACGUUGACAUUGAAACACGAUCGAUCUGGUAUAUUUUCAACGAAUGCUAUCUGUCAACUACGAGGACUGUAAUUUUCGUUCUGUCAAAGCAUUUUUUUGGAAGAAGGCCUGGUUCAAGUAAGGUUGCACGUGAAAGAUUUACAGACAAAACAGAUGCUGAUACACAUGGGCACCGGAAGCGUAGUAACUGGGACAAUUUUCUCGACGAUAGAAUCAAGCUGGGCAGAUUUGUGAAACUGACCAAAAACUUUGCUGUCGUUUCGAUUUUCCAUUCCGGCUUUUCGAAUCGUCAACAUUUGACAAAAUCAAUUUUUUCUUAUUUUUUUUUGGUCUUCUGUGAUUUUUUAUAACAUCCCUAUGUAUUUAUUACGUCUAUCGAAGAGAAUCAAAGAUGCUCCAUCAGUGAUUUAUUUAUUUCCUUUUCUUAAUCAAUUUAUCUUCGUUCGAUCAAAUUUGUUUGAUAAUUCGUUCCGACCCGAGGCAGAGGGAGAGAGAGAGGAGUUGUCUUCACCUGUAAGUGGUAUGAUCUUGAUGACAUUCACUAUGGAAUGGAAAGAUUCACCGUUGCACCGCGAGGUGUUAGAUUCGCUCUAUCGUCUUUUAUUUUCCAUUCUCUUUGAUUUACUCGAGGCGACUUCGAGACGAGUGUCUCGAGCGCUGAUAACCGCGAUAACUAUCUAAGGUAUUGACGAGUAACUGAUUGAUCGACGCGUAAUUCUUCGUACCCUCUCCUUGUCUCUCUCGUCUUCCCCCUUUUUUUUUCUUUUCUCGCUGCAUUUUCUGACACAAUCGUAACAAAGAAUCGACGUCACUCGCGUGGUCAUUUUAACGCUGCUACGUUCUCUCAUUUACACUUACCAAAAUUAA